Trichoplax adhaerens is the source of this 1743-nucleotide messenger RNA. RefSeq lists its product as uncharacterized. Gene Ontology annotation, molecular function: calcium ion binding. The transcript has 5 exons. NCBI's taxonomy places the organism in Eukaryota, Metazoa, Placozoa, Uniplacotomia, Trichoplacea, Trichoplacidae. The record is from RefSeq and is a predicted model, not a curated record. The coding region runs from base 1 to 1743 and encodes 580 amino acids.
AUGUCGUACACAAGUUUUAGGCCCCCAAGUAACGAAGAUUUGGGAUUAAAACGGCUGUACCGCACUCCAAUAGACAAAUUACCAAUUUCCGAACAAACUCGUUACUAUAAGCAACGAAAUAUGAUAGAUUCGAAGCUAUUUCGAAUUGGUAACGCUAUUUGGGGAUCUCAAUCACGAACUAGAAUACUGAAUGCUCCAUAUGAUAUUAAAAAGAGUCAGCAGUCUGUAGGCAAUAUUCCUCCACAUGUUACAUACGAUCAAUCAAGAGGACUUAAAAGCGCUAACAAUGAAACUUAUCUUACAAAUCCAAUCACAAAAUUAACUUCACCGACCACAAGUUACACAUCAUGGUUACAAAACAGAAUGACUAUGAGAACUAAUUUAAAUAACAUGGGUCUCAAUGAAAGCUGGCUUUCUAGUAAACACAAAACCGAACUUGAGACAAGAGUACUAAGAAAGACAAGGAAACAAAAAAUUGCAAAUACGGAAUCAUUUCUGAUUUCUAGUGAAAAGACAUCCAAUCCACCAAGUCUACCAGAUGACUCUGAGGCAGAUGCUCUGUUUCCGAUAUUACAACGUAUUGCCUCGUAUCUUCGUCGCACGAAACUCCGACCUUUAGAGUUGUUCGCUUCUGUAGACAAAGAUAAGAACUGGCAAAUCAGUGCUGAUGAAAUGAGAAAUGUCGUAAGAAAAUAUAAAUUUCCAAUAUUAAAUGAAGAAGUUGAUUUUCUUUUGAAAGCUUUGGAUGUAAAUGGGGAUGGAGAGAUAGAUUAUAGAGAAUUCAUAAAUGGAUUGAAACAAUUUCAAAACGAAGCUAGAGAACGGAGUAGGUCAACUACUACAUCUCUGUUAUCACUAUUAUCAGAAGAAGGUGAUAAAACUGCAAAUGAAAUUUUUGAAACCAGUAGCAAUCAAGAUGGCUCCCAAAAGCUUACAUUACCUUCGCCGUCUGAUCGUCAUAUAUCUAUAAUUUUAGAUAACACUCCAGAAGAAAAACAAUUGAAAGAUAAGCGAUCAAGAAAGGAAGCAAAGCUCAGAGUUAUAGAAGAAGAAAACUAUAAGGAAUUAUAUCAAAAAGCUACACGUACAACAAUCACUGGAGAAGUUAAAGAAGCAGUUUACUUAAAAAAGAAACAAUUAUUGGAAGAGUAUAACAAAGCAAUAGAAUUAUGCCGACAAGGAAACGUCUUGUUUUCAAAGGAACUCUUAAAAAGAGCCACGUGUAAAGGGGAUAUAAGGCAAGGUGGUACAGAUUUAAUAUCGUAUAAUCAAUUAAUGGGAAUAAAGAAGAAGGCUAAGAAAGUCACUAAGCCGAAGUUGUCUGGCAUUGAACGUAUUUAUCCACCAAAACGUUACGUAACCCCGUCAAAAGAUUCUAUGAAGCUGUCUACUGGUUUAGCUGAAAUUCAGUGUAAGACCGAUUGCUGGAUGACAUUUGAAGAGUUUGAAAAAAUUAUACGUGACAUUCCCAUAAACAAAUUUCUUGUCGAUCGGCCACGGCAUGAUUCAUUUUGGCCGGGACAAAUUGUUAGCAAAGUGCGUCUUUACCUUGAUAUAAAUAAUUUGUCAAAGUCUUCGAAUAAUGGUUUGUUUGCCGUCAUUAACAAUAACUCCAGCAUUGGUUCAGGGAUAAAAUCAAAUCAUCGGAGACAUGAUCUGCAGCAACAUGAACAUGUUACGGGGAAAAAUUUCAGUUAUAUACAGUAUGGUGGAUUAGAACUAAGAAAAUCUUACGUUUUAUGA